AUGGUCAAUGCUAGCUUUCUCCCUACAUUAUCGUCGCUGGAUGUCGACCGCGCCACUCAAUUGAUUCUCCAAGCUUAUGGACAGCCCAACUCUUUUCUGCCGCCAGACGAACUUAGACUACGCCAGCAAGAGCUCUUUGAGAUACAGAAGCGACCAGAAGCUUGGGGUCUGGUCCUUCCAUUGCUGAACCAUGAAGACCCGAAUGUUCAGUUCUUUGGUGCUCAUACUGUGCAAGUGAAGAUUGCACGCGAUUGGUUGUCUUUUCCAGAAGACCAGGUCAUACCACUCCGCGAUCUGCUCAUCCAAUUAACAGCGCACUCAAUCGUCAUUGGGAGAAAUAAUGUUAUUCUUCGGAAGCUCUUCGUCUCUCUGUGUUCUUUAGCGCUCAAACUAGCCCCACAACAUCCUACACAAUGGCCGGAUUGGAUUUUGUCCUGUGUUACCGCCUUCUCUGGAAGCGGUGCCCAAACAGGUCCUAUCCUCGAUUUUCUCACUAUUGUGGCGGAGGAGAUCAGCACGGCGGAUCUACUUGGUCCAAAUAAGACGAGGAUGACUGACACUAUGAAAGAUAGCAGCCAGAUAGUCCUGCAGGCUAUCAGAUCGUCGCUAGAUCGUUCAUCUGCCGUUCCGGCGAACCAAGUCUUAUCCGCUAUGAAGUGUUUUCAGUCGUGGUUAUCGCAUCUCGGUGCCGCAGAUGUAAUCGCCAUCAUACCUCUUCUUCUUCUCUUUCUUAACCCUGACGAUGACACUUUUUUCGUGGCCGCGUCAGCUACGUUGCAAGAAAUAAUGUCCUCCUCCCCACUUUCAAAUGGGCAGCUGGGCUCGGGAGUCAAGACUCUAACCCAGCCUCUUCUCUUGUGGCUGGAUAGCACAGGCAGUGUCAUCGUCGAAAACACCUUACGGAACGGUCUGGUAGACGAAGUCUCACAUUCAUUGUGUAAGCUUCUAGCAGAGCUUGGCGAUCACUCGACGCCGUAUUUCGCCCGCAGCAUCGCUUCCAAGGCACGGGUGGAUCCACUUGAAGCCUACCAGAGCGUUGUCCCAAACCCAUCCGGGAAAACAAAAGGCCAACUUACGCAAAGAUACCUUCGCGUGAUGCUUGAUUAUACAGGUCUAUCUGGAUACUUCGGAGAGGAUGAGGAGACAAGUGAUCUGACUCUCGGAUUUUGGUAUAUGCUCCAAGAAGCACUUUGGGAUCUCAGUGUUGACGACGAUCGGGAAACAAAUGACGGCGACCCCAACGCCAUUGCCAAAGCCGUCUAUGUAGAAUUAGUCAAAAUACUGCGCAGGAAAACGACAUUUCCUCCUCGGGGACACGGAUGGUCGAAAGACCAAAUAAUCAGAUUUCAGACUUAUCGGCGGGACAUCGGAGACACACUAAUCAAUGCGUACUACGUCAUUCGAGAUGAGAUGCUAGUCUACUUUGUGGACAGCUUGAUACAAGAGCUCUCAAAUCGAACAGAUCCUAAUCAAGGUUGGGAGGAAAUAGAAUCAACACUUCAUUGCCUGUCAUCUCUCCAUGAGGCCUUGGACUACGAUAAGUCGCCUGACUUAAUCCGGCUUUUCAACCCCGAGGUUAUAGGCCGAUUGCCAUCUACAGGCCAUGGGCGCGUAUGGUUGACAACGUUAAAUCUUUUAGGAACUUAUUCCUCCUGGUUCGCUCAUGAGUCUCCUCAGUUGGAAAAGGUUAUGUCUGGUCCUUCAAAGUUGGACAUGCUAUUGUCCGCUGUAGGAUAUGUUGUUGCGGCGCUACCGGAACCGAGUUUGUCCGUACAAGCUGCCCUCGCCUUGCGCAACCUAUGCGAUGCCAACAGGAAGCUGCUCGCGCCGCAGAUUGGGGCAUUCGCGGAAUUACAUGCUGGCUUGGCCCGAGUGCCGGAUGCAGAGAAGAGCAAGGUGCUACAAUCUAUCGCAAGCGUCAUCGAGGCCUUACCGCCGGCGCAGCAAACACCUCCCAUUGAGGCCAUGGCUACACCUAUUGUACAAAAACUGAUGGACAUUCUCAAUAGCCCCACUACGCUUCCUCCUGAAGCGCGGAGUUUAGCUAUUCUUCAGUUAGAGACACUAGCUGGUAUCUCCAAGGGUCUGACUCGGGCUACAGACGAUCUAUUAGACCUGAACGAGGAUUCUCAGAUGCAGCAAAUUCUAGAACAAGUGAACCUGGCCAGAAGGGAUGAACGGAUGGCCAGACUACGUGAAGCCAUUCUUGCUGCUAUCAGCCGGUGCGUGGAAGCUACAGGACAAGAUGUUGGUGUUGGACAGGCUAUCAAUGAACUGGUCAAAUCUAUAACUUCACUUGCAUCCGACGCCACUAUCAUAUCUUUGCCACCCGCACCUUUGUUGUCUUUGGUUUGCAUGGCCGCACAGCGCCAGCUUACUGCAUCCUGGCUGGCGCUUGCAACCAUGCUGUUUGCUCAAAUGAAUCCGCCUCCACCCAUGCCAUUAACAGGAGACGAGGAUGAGGAGGAAGAACGGGCUAAGGCUGUCGUCAUAGAAGUAUUGCCUAUUCUACUCAAUGUCUCGUUGUCGUUCAUGGCCGUUCCCGGAGCAAUGGUGGAUAAUCCUGAUAUCGUUCAGGAAUUUUUCAACUGCAUGGACAGAGUUGCACAAGAUUUCACUGCCACGCUGUACCAUUUACCGCCGGGUGCAUUGGAUGCCCUCAUGCAAUGUUCUGUUCGCGCUAUGGCUUUGCAGGAGCGUUAUUCUUUGAUCGCUGCUUGCAAUUUUCUGAGUAACCUUAUUCAUCGAUCCUGCGUUUACCCUGCGUUAGAAGCUCAACGGACGCAACUGAUAAGCGGGCACGGCCGAGACAUAAUGCGAGCAGUGUUGUUCGGACUUGCUGGCGUGUCCCCCAGGAGUGCGACGCCCAAUCUUGUGGAGAUGCUGUCGACCUUACUAGUCAGAUGUGUCGAGGAGUCACGAGUAUGGCUCAAGGAGAUCUUAUUUGAUGAUGACUUUUUGCCGUCGAAGGCGGGGCCCGCUAUCAAAGAGACGUUCGUUAAGACCGUGUUGGGAUCUAGGUCAAUAAAGCGAACUCGCGAGGCCGCGAAUCAAUUCGCUCUUGUCGCACGGGGUUUAGAGGGAACUAGUUUCGGCUACGCAUCGGUAUCCAUGUAAGAGUAAGAAGUAGGCUUUUCUGAUUUCUAUCUUGUCCUUAGCGGAAGCUCACCCAGUAUUUCAGUUAUUUAUGCGAUAGAAUAACAUGUAGGAAGAUAAUAAAGCUUUGAAAUCUAACUGCUUUGCACAUUAGAUCACGUUUAGCUUUGACAUGCGGUAUGAUGCCACAACGACUAGCGGCCAUGAUCCUGAACGGAAUGUCGAUUUUCCUGGUCACUUUCCACCUGAUAAGAUAUACAGUUACCCGAAAGCUUCCAUAAGCACCCGUGUAGUCCCAUUCCGUCCUCCGUCACGCCCAAUGGGACCUGGAUCUGACGUUAUCGGCAUCGAUGAUGACUGGCCUUCUGUUACUGUUUCUCGCGAGCCGGUAAAAUGAAUCCCAGGCAACAUGUGUUGUUCUUCAGCACUAUCGCUGAGUUGUAGCCUUAUAGAAGGGACCCUGAAAUCAUCUUCUUGAAACACGCCUGGGUC
Desarmillaria tabescens is the source of this 3588-nucleotide messenger RNA. Its product is annotated as armadillo-type protein. Gene Ontology annotation, cellular component: cytoplasm. The transcript is spliced from 20 exons. Gene Ontology annotation, biological process: protein import into nucleus. The coding region runs from base 1 to 3117 and encodes 1038 amino acids. The record is from RefSeq and is a predicted model, not a curated record. Lineage: Eukaryota; Fungi; Basidiomycota; Agaricomycetes; Agaricales; Physalacriaceae.